This is a messenger RNA of Lasiosphaeria miniovina, 1038 nucleotides long. RefSeq names its product radical SAM superfamily protein. Lineage: Eukaryota; Fungi; Ascomycota; Sordariomycetes; Sordariales; Lasiosphaeriaceae. The record is from RefSeq and is a predicted model, not a curated record. The transcript is spliced from 4 exons. The coding region runs from base 1 to 1038 and encodes 345 amino acids. Gene Ontology annotation, molecular function: catalytic activity; iron-sulfur cluster binding.
AUGCGUCGUGCCCCCCUGCACCUCGCGCCGCCGUUCCUCCUCGACGCUGGCGACUUCACGCCCCGCCACCAGCUGCUGAGCGCGGUCGACGCCGCAAAGAAGCGCGCCGCCGCCUAUGCACACCUCCACAACUGCAACCUCUGCCCCCGGCUGUGUGGCGUCAACCGCUACGAGACGACGGGCAUGUGUCUCAUUGGGGAGAAGGCCAAGGUCAAUGUCAUCGCUCCGCACUUUGGUGAAGAGCCGUGCAUCCAGGGCCACAACGGCAGCGGCUCCGUUUUCUUCAGCAUGUGCAAUCUGAGAUGCGUGUUCUGCCAGAACCACGAUAUCGCUCACCAGCGCAACGGCCAGGAUCUGACACCAGAAGAGCUUGGCGACUGGUAUCUGAAGCUACAGGAUGUUGGAAAUGUGCACAAUAUCAACCUCAUCACCCCUGAGCAUGUGGUGCCCCAGGUUGCUUUGAGUAUCCUCCAUGCGCGGGAUCAGGGCCUUAUGUUGCCUGUCAUAUACAACACCUCGGCGUAUGAUUCGCUGGCCUCGCUCGAGCUACUCGAUGGGCUUGUUGACAUUUACCUGCCGGACUUCAAGGUGUGGGAGGUCGCCACCUCUCGUCGGCUGCUGAAAGCGGACGACUACGCGGCAACGGCCAGGGAGAGCAUCAAAGCCAUGCACGCUCAGGUCGGCGACCUGUGCUUCACUCCCGAUGGCAUCGCCAAGAAGGGGCUACUAGUGCGCCACCUUGUCAUGCCUGGCCUUGAGCACGAGGGCGCCGAGAUCAUGAGGUUCCUGGCCGAACACGUCUCCAAAGACUGCUUCGUCAACAUUAUGGAGCAGUACCAUCCAGACGCCUAUGUGGGGAAGCCAAAGAGGAGAGAGAGCCAGUCCGUCAGGACCGGACGAGAGCCCGCCGAGAAACGAUAUGCCGAAAUCAACCGCUCUGUGUCCAGGGACGAAAUUUCAGUAGUAAGAAAAGCAGCAGAGUCAGCCGGGCUCUGGAGAUUCUGCGACCCCCCAAGGCAUGAUGGGUUCAGUCUCUGA